GGCUUCUCAGAAGCUCUCGGCCUGAUGUGAGCACCGGCCACUGGACUGAGGCAGUUUUCUGGACGCUGAUCUUGAAUUUGUCGACACGAACCCAGUGGCGAGCCCUCGGUGGUCCCGUGCACGCCAGCUGCCCGGCCCCGAGAUGUCCCGGCACCACAGCCGAUUCGAACGAGAGUACCGCGCCCCCGGCUGGGACCGCCGCGAAUGGAGUGCCAAUGGCACCCACGGGAGCCUGACCAGCUGCAGUGCCGCGGCCGCUGGUGCCAUCAGUGCCCGGCCUGGCCUCUUGCCUCUGCCCAUCGUGCCCUCCAGGCUUCCCACGCCGGCCGCCCCCGGGGCUCCCUGCACCACGGGCACCAGCGACACCAUCACCAGCCUCGUGGCCAGCUCCUCUUCUGGGGCCUCCAGCAAGGUCCCUGGCCUCUCCAAGGUAGAGACUCCAUCACAAGGACUGGCGACCAGUGUUAGGUGGGGGCAGACGCCCAUCAACCAAUCCACACCUUGGGACACGGAUGAGCCGCCACCUAAGCAGAUUCGGGAAAGUGAGAACCCAGGGACCACGCCCUGGGUUACCACAGUGACCGCAGGGAGCCAGCCGGCCCUCCUCGCCCACACCUACGGGAUGAGCCAGCCUCCCGCCUUCAGUCCUGCCGUGAGCGUCCCAGCCCCUGUCAUCGGGGUGACCCCCUCGCUGCCUCUGAUUCCGGCACACUACCAACUCCAGCCUCAGCCUCCACAGCCCUUGAGCAGUCUGGUGGUCACCUUGCCCAGUCAGAGCCUGUAUAGCGGCAGCCAGCCCCUGAGCCUAACCUCGAUGCCUGGCGUGGGACCGGUGACCCGCCCAGGCCCCGCAGCUGUAGGCAACGGGCACAUGGCAUGCCCGGUCCUGCCGCCGCCGCCGCCUCCCUCCGUGCCUAUGGCUGCCCUGCCCAACAGCGUCCCCACCACCAAUGGGCCGGCAGUGCCCCCGGCCCCUCCCGCAGACUCUGCCCAGGGCCAGAGCGUCCAGAUGCUUCGGACAAUCGGCAUGGGGAAAUACGAGUUCACAGACCCAUGGCACCCCAAAGAAAUGUUGAAGGAGUUGAACCAGCAGCGGAAAACGAAAGAGUUCACAGACCUGAAAAUUAUUGUUGACGGCAAAGUGUUUGAAGUCCACCAAAAUGUGGUAGCUUCCUGCAGCUUGUAUCUCAAGGACCUGAUCAAAAGGUCUCCCCGGGAGCGCGACAGCCGCGACAAGUUGGAGCUCAGCCUGCCCGACCUCCGCGCAGAUGUCCUGGAGCUGCUCCUGGAGUUCGUCUACACGGGCUCGCUGACCAUCGACGCAGCCAAUGCCAAGACGCUGCUGGAGGCCGCCAGCAAGUUCCAGUUCCACACUUUCUGCAAAGUCUGCGUGUCCUUCCUUGAGAAGCAGCUGACCCCUGGGAACUGCCUGGGAGUGCUGGCCAUGGCUGAGGCCAUGCAGUGCAGCGAGCUGUACCACAUGGCGAAGGCCUUCGCGCUGCAGAUCUUCCCUGAGGUGGCAACCCAGGAGGAGAUUUUGAAUAUCUCCAAGGAUGACUUCAUCGCCUACGUGUCCAACGACAGCCUCAACACCAAGGCGGAAGAGCUUGUGUAUGAGACUGUGAUUAAGUGGAUCAAGAAGGACCCAGCAUCCAGAGCGCAGCAUGCUGCAGAGCUGCUGGCCGUGGUGCGCCUGCCCUUCAUCCACCCCAGCUACCUGCUCAAUGUGGUGGAUAAUGAGGAGCUGAUCAAGUCAUCUGAGGCCUGCAGGGACCUGGUCAAUGAGGCCAAGCGCUACCACAUGCUGCCGCAUGCCCGCCAAGAGAUGCAGACACCCCGUACGAGGCCCCGGCUCUCAGCAGGUGUGGCUGAGGUCAUCGUCCUCGUUGGGGGCCGACAGAUGGUAGGGAUGAGCCAACGGUCACUGGCUGCUGUCACCUGCUGGAACCCACAGAACAACAAGUGGUACCCCUUGGCAGCGCUACCCUUCUACGAUCGAGAGUUCUUUAGUGUUGUCAGUGCUGGGGACAACGUCUACCUCUCUGGUGGGAUGGAGUCAGGGGUGACUCUGGCUGAUGUCUGGUGUUACAUGUCCCUGCUUGACAACUGGAACCUGGUCUCCAGGAUGACAGUCCCUCGAUGCCGGCACAACAGCCUGGUGUAUGAUGGCAAGAUUUACACCUUGGGAGGCCUUGGUGUGGCUGGCAAUGUGGACCAUGUAGAAAGGUAUGACACUAUCACCAACCAGUGGGAGACGGUGGCCCCUCUCCCCAAGGCUGUGCACUCAGCUGCCGCUACUGUGUGCGGCGGCAAGAUCUACGUGUUUGGAGGGGUAAAUGAGGCUGGCCGGGCUGCCGGGGUGCUGCAGUCCUACAUUCCGCAGACCAACACGUGGAGUUUCAUUGAGUCCCCAAUGAUUGAUAACAAAUACGCUCCGGCCGUUACCCUCAAUGGCUUCAUCUUCAUCCUGGGGGGUGCCUACGCCCGGGCCACCACCAUCUAUGACCCAGACAAAGGCAAUAUCAAGGCGGGGCCCAACAUGAACCACUCCCGGCAAUUCUGCAGCGCUGUUGUGCUGGAUGGGAAGAUCUACGCCACCGGUGGCAUCGUCAGCAGCGAGGGGCCGGCCCUGGGCAACAUGGAGGCCUACGAGCCGGCCACCAACACAUGGACCCUCCUUCCACACAUGCCCUGCCCCGUCUUCCGGCACGGCUGCGUGGUGAUCAAGAAGUACAUCCAGAGUGGAUGAGGGCCCAGGACACGCGUG
Molecule: messenger RNA, 2767 nt
Organism: Vombatus ursinus (common wombat)
Lineage: Eukaryota; Metazoa; Chordata; Mammalia; Diprotodontia; Vombatidae
Gene: KLHL29
Product: kelch like family member 29
Exons: 13
Coding region: 143-2749 (868 amino acids)
Molecular function (GO): protein binding
Source: RefSeq, a predicted model, not a curated record